Molecule: messenger RNA, 846 nt
Organism: Verruconis gallopava
Lineage: Eukaryota; Fungi; Ascomycota; Dothideomycetes; Venturiales; Sympoventuriaceae
Exons: 1
Coding region: 1-846 (281 amino acids)
Molecular function (GO): O-methyltransferase activity; S-adenosylmethionine-dependent methyltransferase activity
Source: RefSeq, a predicted model, not a curated record
AUGUCGAUCAGGGCGACAAAACGUAUCUUUCACAAAUAUACAGGCUCAGUCAACAGAAAGUUGUUGCUUGGAACGUCAUCGACGUUUCAUUCUCUUAUCCCCAGCACUGCGAGAAUGUCAGCGCCUUCGACAGAAACGGCUCGCCUUGUCGACGCCAAAAUUGCCACCCAGGCUGAUGAGUAUGCAUUCAAGCAUGUUCACAUCAAUUCGCCUACUGCAAGACCGAGCAUCGACAUCUUGAACAAGGCUCUCGAGAAUCAGCACGCCGCUGGCUUGCCGGACAUUGCGGUGUCCCCAAAUCAGGGUAAAUAUCUUCAGGUCCAGGCGCAAAUUGCGAAUGCAAAGAACAUCUUGGAAGUGGGUACGCUGGGUGGCUACUCCACCUUGUUCCUGGCCAACUCCAGUCCCGACGCCAGGGUCACGACGAUCGAGUAUAAUCCGGAGCAUGCCAAGGUUGCGCGAGCCAACUUCGAGAUGGCUGGUGUGGCCGACCGCAUCACGGUGCUGGAAGGCGCUGGUGCCGAUAUCCUGCCAAAGGUGUAUGAAGAAGUCAAGCAGGGCAAGUUACCUCCCUUUGACUUCACGUUCAUUGACGCGGACAAGGAGUCCAACUGGUUCUAUCUAGACCUAGCAGUCAAGAGCAGCAGAAAGGGAGCCGUUAUUAUCGUGGACAACGUGAUCAGGAGGGGUGGUCUGGUCGACCCGGAAAUGCAAGCUGAACCCAGAGUAAUGGGCUCGAGGAAAGUGAUCGAGAAUGCCGGUGCAGAUCCCAGAAUUGCAUGUUCUGUUCUGCAAACCGUGGGCGGCAAGAGCUACGAUGGGAUGAUGAUCUGUGUGAAACUAUGA